CUUUCUCUUUCUGUUGCUCUUUCUAAGGAAGUUUUCUGCUUUUCUAGGACAACUAAAAGACAUUGUACUUUAUAUGAUGGACAACAUUCCACUCUCUCAGGAGUAUGUCAUAUUCCAAUGGCUGAGCCAUUCUGCACCAAAACCAGAGAGGUUCUUAUUGACACUGCCAAGAAGCUGGGGCUCCAGUGUCAUUCCAAGGGGACAAUGAUCACAAUUGAAGGCCCGCGUUUCAGCACUCGAGCAGAAAGCUGUGUGUUUCGCAGCUGGGGAGCUGAUGUUAUCAACAUGACUACGGUGCCUGAAGUGAUCCUUGCGAAGGAAGCUGGAAUGAGUUAUGCUAGUAUUGCCAUGGCAACAGAUUAUGACUGCUGGAAGGAACAUGAAGAAGCAGUUUCAGUGGAUAAAGUUUUAAAGACGCUGAAAGGGAAUGCAAAUAAGGCUACAAGCAUAUUCCUUACUGCUAUACCUCAGAUAGGCUCCAUGGAAUGGACCGACACCCUGCACACUCUGAAAACAAUGGUGCAGUGUUCAGUCAUCCUGCCAAAGCAGUAACAACCUGGAUGGACCUUGAAGUUUCAGGGCUUUCAAGGAAGAGUGAAUCACUUUCGAACUUUCAGAGGUUACAAUAUCUUCAAAAAAUGUUACAAGCUUAAAAGAAUGGACUAAACAUUGACCGAUGACCAUGUGUAAGGCUGCUGUUAAAAUCUUUGUCAGUUUGAUCACAUACAAGAUGGUUAAAAUUAAAUUUUGAGUAUGUUUUCAACUAUAAAUAACCCUACUGACAAACUGUAUCCAACAGUGGUCAGAGAAAAAAAGCCAGUAUCCUCUAAUCAGUGGUACCUUUUAACUGAUGGUAAAAAGGAAAGUCUAAGUGAUAUUUUUGUUGCAGUUUCAUAAAAUAAGAUCUAAGAAAGCAGAUUCAUGGGCUAUUUGUAUUGCUGUUUCUACCUCCCAUAUUUUCCUUCAAAAAGGCACAUGGUUACAAUCAACUUUGGAAAGUUAACAGAAACAUAACAGAAAAGCUGAACAAACAAUUUCAAAUCAAAAUGAUACUAUUUUUAUACAUUAUCCAUAUUUUUAUUCCAGUGAUUUUUUUUUUGAAUCAGUGUAUUUGUUUUGUGUGCUAGAAGACAUGAUUUGAUAAUUGUGGUGGUUCUGUCACAGCAGCAGUUGUGUCAGUGUUGGAGACUGAAGUAAUGCCUAAACUAAAUUUGUGCCUGAAGAUGUACUUAUGUGAUUACAGAACUGUACAGAAAAAGUACUUUGCUGACAGUGUCUCAAACACUCUGCUGGCCAUUUCUGCUUCAUCGAACAGCUCUAAUUUUAGUUCCUGUAUUAAGUGAUGAAUGUGCUCGAGUGGAUUGAAUGUAUGCAUUUCAAUUUUUUCAAUACAGUUUUAUUUUAAUAAAAUAAUCUGCUACUUCUUGUCUAGUAAAUAAAAUGAAUGAAACGUAUGGUUCUCCAAGAUGUGUGGAAA
This is a messenger RNA of Sturnus vulgaris (Common starling), 1477 nucleotides long. The record is from RefSeq and is a predicted model, not a curated record. NCBI's taxonomy places the organism in Eukaryota, Metazoa, Chordata, Aves, Passeriformes, Sturnidae.